This is a messenger RNA of Paramecium pentaurelia, 567 nucleotides long. NCBI's taxonomy places the organism in Eukaryota, Ciliophora, Oligohymenophorea, Peniculida, Parameciidae. The record is from the annotation of a GenBank genome assembly.
UUAUAUGGGUUCUUGUUGUUAAGGCAGUCAAGCAGCUCAAAAUUAGUAUGUAUUCCCAGAUGGAGGUGUGUAUACUGGAGAGCUAAAAGAUGGAAUACCAGUAUGAGUGAUCAUCAUUUUUAGCAUGGUGUUGGGGCAAUAUCUUUUGAUAAUGGAUCAUCUUUUGAAGGACACUUUGAGAAUGGGGUUAAAUGUGGUAAAGGUGUUUAUAGAUGGAGUGAUAAUUCUUAUUAUGAUGGAGAAUUUUAGAAUGAUGCAUUUAAUGGUUAUGGCGAAUUUUAUUGGAGCAAUGGUAAAUGGUAUAAAGGUCAAUGGGUAGAAGGUAAUAUGAAAGGGGAAGGAUAAUUCUUUUCUGAUGGUAAAACUUAUAAAGGUGAGAAAUAUUAUGUAAAAUUUAAGGUGAAUUUGAAAAUGACAAGAGAAAUGGUAAGGGAGAGUAAAUUUGGCCAAAUCGAUAAAAAUAUAUUGGAGAAUGGAAAAAUGGUAAAAUGCAUGGAAAAGGACAACUCAUUGAACCCAACGGAAGAGUUAUUGAAGGAGAAUGGGUCAAAGGAAAAAAGAAAUGAU